UAGGACAGCUGUUUCAUAUCUCGCGCGUGUUUGAUAUGUUUCUUGAUGAACAAAUAUUACCGUUAGACAAAUCCCACCAUUAUAAAUACAUUCCUUUCAGUUCACUGUUCACUCACUCACUCACUCACUCAUCACUCCCUCUAAGUCUAAUACUCUUCGUUGGGGCUGCAAUUACAACAACGUUUGAGGAUUCUUCUUCUAUCCUCUCUAUUUCUCUUUCCACUUUGCGACCCAUCUCAAAAAUUCAUUCUUUCUCAAAAAUUCAUCCAUUCUCACAAAUUUAUUCAUUCAUUUCAAAUUCAAUGACUUCUUUCACUAACAAUCCAUCCUUCCCGGUUGGUCUCAAAGUUCUUGCAGUUGAUCACGACAUCGGUGCUCUCUGCACUAUACAGGACAUAUGCAAUGGCUUGUGCUAUCAAGUGAUCACUUGUUGCACUAUUUCUGAUGCAUGGAAUUACUUGUUCAACCAAAACUUUGAUAUCAUUCUUAUUGAAGCUAAUAUGCCAAGCAAUGAUACUUUUGAUUUUGUUGGACAAAUUACUUCACAUUUUCCUGUCAUCAUGAUGUCUCUUGAUCCCACGCCUUCUUCCGUUAUGGAUUCUAUAACCCAAGGGGCUUGCGCAUUCUGGUCCAAGCCCUUGGAUGAGAACCAAUUUAAGAUCAUGUGGCAACAUCUUGUACGGAAGGCUUUGAGCGAAACUCAUGAACUUCCUCAAACCUUGGAGGUUAAAGGCGGAAAAAAACGAGGAAGAGAAGAUGUUGAUUUACCAAAACAACUGCUUCCAAAGAAAAGCCGUUUGUCAUGGACACCCGACUUGGACAAACAAUUCUUAUCGGCUGUGAAUCAACUCGGGGUUAAUAGUAUUAAUGCAACACCCAAAAAAAUUCUUAAGCUGAUGAACUUUCCCGAUUUGACAACAGGGCAAGUAGCUAGCCAUUUACAGAAAUAUAGGAAGUAUUUACAAGGGGAAAUCAAAAAAUCAAAGUUCAGUAGGCUAUCUGCUUUUCAAGGUCACGAUGAAAUUCCUACACAACAACAACAUUUGACCGAAAUUGGCGAAUGCGACAUCUUUUUGGACCUGUCCGAAUUGUUCCCAGAUCUUGUCGAUAACUUAUAAAAAUGUUAUGUCGUGACUAUUUCUGCCUGAGGUGGAAAUGAAGGCAGAGAAGGGCAAGAAUGGAAGUCCACAUUAGCAACCUAUGUUCUUAUCUUUAUCAUUAGUUUUACAUUGUCUUAAUGUAAUGUACUGUAGUUAAGCUUUAGGUAUUUUAGCCUUUUAGACCUUUGUUUUGAAACAAUGUCAUAUUGUAAAAGGUCGAUUUCUAUUUUCUGUUUUAUUGUUCAUAUUGAAUCCAUCAAUGAAAUCUUCUUUUUUA
Molecule: messenger RNA, 1377 nt
Organism: Trifolium pratense (red clover)
Lineage: Eukaryota; Viridiplantae; Streptophyta; Magnoliopsida; Fabales; Fabaceae
Product: two-component response regulator ARR11-like
Exons: 6
Coding region: 36-1118 (360 amino acids)
Biological process (GO): cytokinin-activated signaling pathway; phosphorelay signal transduction system
Molecular function (GO): DNA binding
Source: RefSeq, a predicted model, not a curated record